GGUCGGUAUUGUGGGUCAAGAUGGGGAUAUGGUCGGUCAACGAGCCGAGCGGGACGAGGUCGAGAUCAGCGUAGACUCCUCCAAAGUGGUACAUGUACAUGUUCCGGACCUAGAGAAAAGAGAAGACGGGAUUAGUGAAUGGGAGGAAGAUUCCGACAGGGUCGGAUGGCAACAGGGACUUGCCAUGUCUGCACGAUAG
Messenger RNA from Acaulospora colombiana, 199 nucleotides. NCBI's taxonomy places the organism in Eukaryota, Fungi, Glomeromycota, Glomeromycetes, Diversisporales, Acaulosporaceae. The record is from the annotation of a GenBank genome assembly.